This is a messenger RNA of Dromaius novaehollandiae (emu), 2453 nucleotides long. RefSeq lists its product as uncharacterized. Lineage: Eukaryota; Metazoa; Chordata; Aves; Casuariiformes; Dromaiidae. The record is from RefSeq and is a predicted model, not a curated record. The transcript has 6 exons. The coding region runs from base 1533 to 2453 and encodes 306 amino acids.
CUUCUUGGCGCUGCAUCGGGCAGAAUGGGAUGAUAGGCCAUCAUGAAUGGCUCUACUGCUCACAUCAGGAUGAAGCUGUGGGACGGUGCCUGCAUCAGGAUCCCCAGCUCCACAAGGAGCCUUUGGCCUGGCCAGCCAAGCAGCCAGGGCUGUGUGUGCUUUCCCCAGCUCAAUCCAUUUUCCCUCUCUACUCCAGGCAACAUCUCUCAGUAGCACUGCCUGGGCUGUAGCUCCCAGCUCCCAGCUCACGAGUUCCCUCUUUGGGGAGCAAUUACAUCACGGCCACUGCUCUGGCUUAGCUCUUGGAGCACCAUCUCUGGUAAAGUAGUAGCAACCUCAUGGUGUUACAGUAUCACAGUAGCCUCCUUGCUGGACUCCAGCGCCAGGCCCCAGUUUGUACACACCCCCUCAGAAGGUGGCGGGUAGCCCAGGCAUUGGGAUUUUGCCCUUCCCUGUGAAAGGCCAGAGGUUUUACAUAGCCCUGGACGGUGGUAGCCUUGGGCUGGCUGUAGUGCUUCCUCUAGCCAUGCAGGCAGUUGCCUCGUGCUUGGAUGACUGUUGACUGACUCCCUUGGUUAGGCUCAGCUCUGGGAGGGCCCCCUCUGGUACAAGGUGACAACCCCAUGUCAUCACUGCAUCACAAAUGUUGCCUUAGCUUAGCUGUGGCAGCAUCAUCGCUGCUGAAGAGAAGAAAACCCUGUGUCAUCACCGCAUCACAAACGUGAGCCAGCGUAUAUGUCGGGAGGAUGGGUGUCACUUUGCCUCUGAGCUGACAGGUGAAGAGAGCUGAAAGAGCAGGUAAGCACACUGAGCUGAGUCCGGCAGCUCCUCACCAAGGUCUCUGUGGCAGGGUGGGCUCUCGCUGUGCUUGUGGGCAGGCCCAGAAACUCAGGGUCCAGCAACCCUUGCAAACUCAUUUGUGUGGAUGCGGCCUGGUGUCAAUAGGAUCAAAGAGAGUGAUUUGAGCUUCCCCUCACUUUAGACAUAAGGCUGAAAUACAAAGGAUUCUUGAAAGGGUAUUGGAAACCCAGCAGUGUUUGGGGUAGAUUUUGAGCCUGGCUUGCAGAUAAGAGAGCAUCCCAGUGCAGUGCCCAAAGCCCAGUGGGGAAUAAAAAGGGUCUUUGGCUUGGGAAGCAACAAAGACAGAGAGCCUGGGAGCAGACGCUGAAAUUGUUCUUUUAGGAUUGUUCUUCUCGGCGUGUUUUCAGAAGAUUGUUGCUGUCGAUCCUAGACCCAGGGACCACAGGAAGGGUGAGCACUGCCCCUGAACAAAGGGGUAGAUCCUUGGAUGUUUGUAAAGAGUAAUUGUCCUGUUCAUGAAGAUUUCUUCUCCUGACCAGAGAAUCUGGACUUGGGCUGUUGGUCUCCUUGUAACUAAUGGGAAUAAUAAUCCCAGGUGUUUGCUGAGGAUCUGAGGAGGCUGUGAAUGCAGUAACGGAACUGACAAUAUCUCCUUGGCUCCGCAGAGAAGGAGGUUGCCCUUUGCCUGUGUGCAGACCUGGCGCGUGAGAGGGAGGUCUGAUCCCUGAGAAAUGAACUUUUCCCCCAUCGCCAUGGACGGUGUCAUCUCUCCAGCUUUCCUGUGGUUCCUGAUGCUGGUGCUCACCUUCUACCUCCUGCUGACCUUCAACAAGCACAAGGAAGGCAGCUGCAAGAAGAGAAGGUGGAGGGGCAGCGAUGAGGAGCCCAGAGCAGCCUUUUCCCUCUGGGAGGAAGAUCCAGAGGAGUCUUCAGGGUCCUCUGGGUCCCAAUACACUGGAGUCCUGGAGAUGCUCAUCACGGAUCGCUGGGAGAUGGACCUGAACUUUGAUAACAUAAUCAGAUCUGUGAAGGAGGCCUCAAAGAGGCUCACCUGGAAGGCCAUCAACAGCAGCUCCAUCACUUGUGACUCAGCAAGUGAAGCCAGCUUCUCUUCAGGGACGUCUUUCUCCCCUGCUAGCGAUUAUUCUCUCACUUCAACUUUGGGGAGCCAAGCCAGCUCUUUUUCAGGGGAGUCUUUCUCCUCUUUCACUGAUGGAGAAGGUCUGGCUCAAGGCUCUAGAGUGCAGCCUGUCCUCACGUAUCCCCGGCCUAGCCAGGAGAAGCAGCAGGACCUGGCGACUCGCCCACCUGGCAGGGAAGUGGGGGCCAGCUGCCACAUGGCUGGCAGUGGCCUGCAGCAGCAGCACCUUGAGGUCCACCUGGAUGUGCCCCCCCAAUGCCCAGGAGUGUUGGGCUUCCACGUCGGGGAAACGGAGACAACUUUCUUGUACCCUGAUGCCCAAGAAGACUUGGAGGAGCGUGUCCAGAAGAAGAAACUUGAGAUGCAACUGGGGCUGCCGGCUGCUGUCUGCAAAUCCCUGCACGCCGACCUGUCCUGGCCUCCUAGCCCACCACCACUGCCUGCAAAGCCAGACACGGAGCAGGUUUCCAGCAUGCAGAGGCAAACCUUCCCAGGCAAAUGCGUCAUGUGA